Molecule: messenger RNA, 384 nt
Organism: Daktulosphaira vitifoliae (grape phylloxera)
Lineage: Eukaryota; Metazoa; Arthropoda; Insecta; Hemiptera; Phylloxeridae
Product: protein GVQW3-like
Exons: 1
Coding region: 1-384 (127 amino acids)
Source: RefSeq, a predicted model, not a curated record
AUGGAUCAAAAACAAUUUCGUGUAUUAAUUUUACAUUGCUUCUUGAUGGGAAAAAAUACCGUUCAAGCAAAGAAAUGGCUUGAGAAGUGUUAUGGGAACUCUGCUCCAUCAGAUAGAACAAUAAAACGUUGGUAUUCUGAAUUUAAACGUGGUCGUAGAGACACAGAUGAUGCAGAACGCAGUGAACGUCCAAAUGAGGCAGUAACCCCAGAAAAUAUUGAAAAAAUUCACAAAAUUGUUUUGAAUGAUCGUAAAAUGAAGUUGCGUGAGUUAGCUGACAUCGUAAAGAUAUCAAAAGAACGUGUUGGUUUUAUAUUGCAUGAGCAUUUGUCCAUGAGAAAGCUCUGUUCAAAGUGGGUGCCGCGUUUGCUCACUGUUGAUUAA